Molecule: messenger RNA, 727 nt
Organism: Guillardia theta CCMP2712
Lineage: Eukaryota; Cryptophyceae; Pyrenomonadales; Geminigeraceae
Exons: 2
Coding region: 394-594 (66 amino acids)
Source: RefSeq, a predicted model, not a curated record
GUCUUGAUUUUCCAGAUCUAUUGUAAGAUAACAAAUCAAAGUUCAACAUGUGCAAGGGCACACAAGAAACAGUGCAUAGAGUGAGAAGUCUGAGAAGCUUUAGGUGGUAGAUAAACACGAUCAAGAUGGUCAGCAACCUUCGGCAUUUCUUCGUGUACAUGUUUGGCUUGAUAGAAAUUGGGCACAGAACCCAAUCAGUUGCAAUGAGCACGAAACAUCAAAGCAGCUCUGCAGCCCCUUGUGGCUAUCAGCUGAUUUCAGGAAAGGACUGGUCGCAUCUCCUAUCAGUAUUGCAGGGAAAUUUGAGUGCAUGGCAUGCUGUGUCAAAAUUCAGGGCCAUGCGAAGAGAGAGGAUAUUCAGGAAGUGGAAUCAGGAAUUUGGAAAAAAACACCAUGAAACAUUCAAACCACAGCAACGAAAUGAUGAAGACAUUGAGACACGGCUCGCACAACCUUGUUGUCUGCCGGGAAGAUUCUGUUUUUCCAGAGAGAGUUGCAAAAGUCAACCAAACAGGCAUUGAAGGCGCUAACUGUGCUAGUAAAUUGCAAGCUGUCGUUUCCUCUCCCUUUCAGUUCUUCAAGAAGCUGUAUUGAAUUCAGCGAUGCCAGAGUAGAACUCACGCAAAAAAAACUCAGACAUCUGGGCAAGCGUAGAAACCUGUUUAGUACAGAGGCAAAGCUAAGGCAAUACAAGUCGCAAGAAACAAUAUCAAGAAGAGCAUUUCCA